Leishmania mexicana MHOM/GT/2001/U1103 is the source of this 2895-nucleotide messenger RNA. RefSeq lists its product as hypothetical. The record is from RefSeq and is a predicted model, not a curated record. The transcript has a single exon. Gene Ontology annotation, molecular function: kinase activity. Gene Ontology annotation, cellular component: TIM22 mitochondrial import inner membrane insertion complex. NCBI's taxonomy places the organism in Eukaryota, Euglenozoa, Kinetoplastea, Trypanosomatida, Trypanosomatidae. Gene Ontology annotation, biological process: protein insertion into mitochondrial inner membrane. The coding region runs from base 1 to 2895 and encodes 964 amino acids.
AUGACCCACGUGACUGCUCCGAACCCAACCUCGCACACCACGACGUUGCCGCGGAGCUGCUUGUACGUGUGGGUGGUGGGCAACCCGAUCAGUGGCGGCGCACGAGGUGCGGUGCUGCUGGAUCGAGUUGAGACACUGUUCUCCGAGUCUUUUGGCAGAGGUACAGUGCACACCACAGACAGCAGCAACCUCUUGCGCAUCCUUUCCUUGCACCAGCCGGUGUCAGGGUCUUCAUCGGAAGGGAUGGAAAAUGGAGCACACGGGCGCAGCCCUGAAGCGCCAUCGGCAUCAGCGUGGGGGCCGGCGGCUGGCUCGGCACCACCAUACUCGUCGGCUGUGAGUGCUGUAUGGAAUGUCACAGCAGCGGCCAUGCCGGCGACCCCAGCCGACUGCGCACUGUCAUCCAUAGCAUCCUCCGUUAGUGGUGUCGCGCUGCGUACGCUUAUCGUUCGCACGAACCAAUGCGGGCACUUGAAGCCGCUGAGUCACGCGCUCAGCCAACUCAUUCUGUGCUCGCGUCUCGACGACGAUCGCCAGCGGCAGCCGCAGGGUCCCGCGCUCUCUUCCACGCAGCGCAGCGCCAGCGCUUCGGCAACUCUAGGGAACGGCAAGGGCGAGCGCGAAUUGUCGCCGCUAGACAUCGAAAGAACCUCCGCCACGUACCAGCGCGCACGUAGCAGUCGUCCAGAGCAGCCGUCCACGCAUCACGUUAUUCUCAUUGUUGGUGGCGACGGGACACUCAGCGAGGUCACGAAUGGACUGUGCGAGGGAACGCUAGCCGGGUUCACACAGCUUGCACUGAGCGGCGGUUCUGGCGCCGACGCUGCCGCAGCCACAUCGCACGCACACGUUGAGCGCGAGGCGGCGGUGUUGUCGCACCUUCUUCCCGCUGUUCUGUAUCUGUCGGGAGGGACUGGCUCCGACUUUGCCAAGCUUGGAUUAUGUUGCCGCACUCCAGAGGACGCUCUGCGAGUCGUGCGCGACGGACUCGCACGGAAGCUCUGCCCUGACACUAGCAGCCGCGUCGGCGACGAUAGAGCACGCGUUGAUAGCGAGGGUUGCAGAGCUAUGGCUUCGAGCUCACCUGCUGCGCGGCAAAGUGUAUCUGCGCCAUCCGGGUUGUUCGCGUGUGCUGCGUACGCGGUUGAUGUCGGCCGGAUCGAGUUUCUGCGCACUGGCACACGACACUUCUUCAUCAAUGAGUGCUCCACUGGCAUGUCAUGCGACGUCAUCCAGCGCGGGGAGCGGCUUAAGCACUGGCGAUGGAUCUCCAUGCUAGGCGGUCUGGUGCUGUUUGCCGCGUCAUCCUUUGUGUCACUGCUGCUCAUGAGCCCGAAGCCACUGUACAUCUGCAAGCUCCCCCCACGUGUGCCGCUGUCCGUCGCCUCGGCGGCCUGGACGGAAGACAUCGGCACGGAGGGCGAGGCAACGGAGACCGGCGCGAGCCCAGAGCAGGCGAGCAAGGAAAGCAUUGGCGGCAGCGACAACUACGUAGCUGGGGUGUGCAGCAGCGACACGGACUGCAAUCCGAUCUCCACAAGCCCGCUCUCCGAGGCGGCGUCAACUUCGCCGUUGGGAUGGCCCCACUCCCUCACGUCGCUUGCCCCCUUUGCACACUUGAGCAAGCAGCUGGGGCGGUUGCAUGCGCGACUGCGGCGGAGUGCGCACGUGGAGCCGAGGCCAGACCCUCCUGGUCGCCACUCAGACGCUUCCCGCGACACAUCUACAAAGUACUGCACUCGGCUUGCAGCGCCAGCGGCUCAAGCCAAGAGCGGCGCGGCGGCGUACACGCUGCAUGCGCGCACGCCAAUGCCGCCUUUACAUGCCAAGAAGGUUCGAUGUACGCUUCAGACCCCCUCCCGUCAAAUCCUGCAGCUCCUCGACAUCAGCCCCGACGAACUUCAGGUGCACCGUAUGCACCAAAAGCAGCGUGAUACCGGGGCGCCGGCGAUCACUUCCAGCACCGACUUAAUCACCGUCACCUCGAUGAAGGGCAUGAGUAGGGACACCACGAGCAAAGGCGCCGCCCCCGCCACGAGCUCAGGGGGGGACGAGGAGCAACAUGAACAUGUGCGCCGAAAGCUGAAUGCGCAGAUUCGCAGCGAUGACUCCAUUGGCGAGCACCACUGUCGCGCAGACAGUGGGGCCCUGUAUGUCGACUCCGCGGCCGGCAGAGGUGGCGACGCGUGGCCACACGACGUCAAUGAUGAUCAUCUCAUGUCGCUGACGUGGGUGGAGAUGCCGUCGUCCAUGGUAGCCUUCGCGAACGGUCGCUGGUACGGUGGAGGCAUGCUCGUCGCACCGCACGCGGAUCCAACAGACGGACUGCUCAGCUGCACGAACUGGGUAGCGACGAUCCUGCCCUUUCUCUUCGGCGCUCCCUCCCUAUACACGGGACGGCACGUGCACUGGCGCAGCACGAGCGUCUUUGACGGCGAGCGGUUUCUCGUUACGAACGGCCCCCCUCCCACUACCGCCGAGGCUACAACAACAUAUCUGGACAGCUUAGCAGACGCGCCUCUGGAUGCAGACGAAGCGCUGUACAUGGAGGCGGACGGCGAAGUGCUGGAAGCAGCGCCGGCCAUUGUGGAGCUUUCCGGCAAGCUUAUCUUUCUCGUUCCAAGCACAGCUACGGUGUGCCUUGGCAGUGCAGCUCCCGGCACAACUCGCGAGCGUCUUGCCGCGCAGCAGCAGCAACAGUACGACGGCGGCGCGCGUUUGUUAUCGACCGACUCCGACGUAGCGUUGUACACUCCCGGUCGACAACUUCGCAGCCUUCGCGACGGACUCGGCAGCUUGCUGAAGCGGCUGGCGGACUAUGCGCAGCAGUGGAUCGGCAAAGGCGGUCGUAGACGCGCCGUCAAUAGUAGCGGCAGGGCUAAUACGCGCUUCUGA